AUAAUCUUAUUGGUCAUCACUUGAAACUAAGAGGCAAGAAUUCCAAAAGUAAUGUAAGACUCAACACCUUUAGUCAAAGAUCUAUUCAUUACUGGACCAGUUUGGAAGAAUCAACAAUAGCUGCCACAAGUGUUCAUUUAAAUAGUUGCUAAAUUCUGAGAAAUGGAACAUAAAGAAGUUUAACCCAUCUGUAAAUUAAGUUAAAUUAACAAUUAAACUUUUACUAAGCGCACUCUAGAGAAGUUUUAACAAAAUAGUAUAUACCAGAGAGAGAUGCUAAAGAAGAGACCAUUUAUCAGAGGGGCCAUUACAGCAUAGCUAAAUUACGGCCCAACAGUCCAGGUAUCCAGAACAAGAAAGCGCUGUAUGCAGUUGUCUGUGAAGUGUUGAAGAAUGCCCCCAUAUUGAAGCAGAUUGCUGGCAAGUGUGAGGGUUUCCUGCGAGACAAGCAACUUAAACAUGAUGAACACUUGGCCUUGGUGCUGCUGUAUGAACACAUGUUUGGUAGGGGAGUGCGAGGCAGAUUCAAGGUGAUCAUGGCGAGACACAAGACAGGUCUUCAUGCAGCAUGUGAGAGACUGAAGAUAGAAGCUGGGGUUAGUGAUCUCAAACAGCUCUUAACAAACACACAACCUGAAGACUCUUUACCCAAGUAUGUCCGUAUCAAUACAUUGAAAAGUGACCUUACAACUGUGAAGAAAGCCUUUGAUGCCAAGUACAAGUUUCAGUGUAUGGACCUUCAAGAUUUCAGCCCACAGUGUCUGUGUGAGAUUCUUCAGCCCCAGACUGUUAUAGAGGACCCCCACAUCCCCAAUGUAUUGAUGUUCCCACCUGGCACUGACCUGCACACACAGCCAUUAUACAUGAAUGGCUCUAUAAUUCUGCAGGAUAAGGCAAGCUGUUUUCCUGCCCAUGUGCUAUCCCCACCCCCUGGCUCCAUGGUGAUAGACUGCUGUGCUGCCCCGGGCAACAAAACCACACACCUGGCAGCCAUACUCAACAACAAAGGGAAGGUAUAUGCCUUUGAUAAGGAUCCCAAACGACUGGACAUUUUGAAGAAGAUGGUGGGUAAAGCAGGAGUCACGUGUGUCGUCCCUCGCUGUUUGGAUUUCCUGCGCACUGACCCACAAGACACUCAGUUCAAGGAUGUUGAAUACAUUCUGGUCGACCCCUCCUGUAGUGGUUCAGGAAUGUUGCAAAGAACAGACGAGAAUUCCACGACAUCAGUCGAGCGGCUGCAACAGUUGUCAAAAUUCCAAAUCUCCAUACUAAAACAUGCACUCAGAUUCCCAGCUGUCAGAAGGGUCGUCUACUCCACGUGUUCAAUCCAUGAAAUGGAGAAUGAACAAGUAGUCCAGGAAGUGUUCUCUCAAGUGAGUGACAGAUUUGAAAUUGGUCACGUGAUGCCCCACUGGCCAAUGAGAGGUCUCGAUACCUACCAGCAUGGUGCUAUGUGCGUCAGAAUGUCACCUGACAAGACUCUGACCAAUGGGUUCUUUGUGGCUUGUUUUGAACGCAGGAACGAGCUAAGUAAUAAGAAAAGUUGCCAGACACAUGCAGGAGAUGACAUGGUUAAAAACAACGCCAUGGACUUAUCAAUAGAAGAUACAAUUAAAAACAUGGAUUUUGAAAUAGGAGUUAAUGUUGUUGGUGUACAUGAACGUAAUGUUAAUGAUGAAGUGAAUGGUAAGCAGAAAUCAAUGGUAAUGACAUUCAAACAUAUAAAAGACUCAACCUCGGUAUUAUGUUGUUUACCAAGUGCAAUAAGGUCAACCACAAUGUGGACAGUGAGUGCAAACAUACAACCAGAGUUAGCUAAAGAAAGCGCAUGCAGAAAGAAACGACGGAAGUAUAAGCAUAGGAGAAAAGAAUAAAAUAAUUGUGUAUGUUAAGUUGACUUAUUUAUUUCAUAUGUUUUGAAAAUAUAAUACUUUUGUUAAAGAUUAUGCAGUUAACAUGUUUAUUUUGUGAAAUAAAUUCCUUUUAAGCAAU
This is a messenger RNA of Dreissena polymorpha, 1992 nucleotides long. RefSeq names its product 28S rRNA (cytosine-C(5))-methyltransferase-like. Gene Ontology annotation, molecular function: methyltransferase activity. Bases 498 to 1874 code for a protein of 458 amino acids. NCBI's taxonomy places the organism in Eukaryota, Metazoa, Mollusca, Bivalvia, Myida, Dreissenidae. The record is from RefSeq and is a predicted model, not a curated record. Gene Ontology annotation, biological process: rRNA base methylation. Gene Ontology annotation, cellular component: nucleolus. The transcript has 8 exons.